UCCCAGGGUCCCCCCCAUCUCUCCCCUUUCUGCCCCGCCCCUCCUCCCUCUCCACCCUGCCGUGGCAAACGCUCACUGACGCGCACCAGUGCAGCCGCCAUCCACGCUCACAGCGCGCUCCCCAGCCCGUGUACUUGGAGAAAUAACAGCGCGCGGAGCGGAGACCUGACCGGAUAUGUGCUGCGAUUACUAACAGAUGGAUCCAGUUGGGUUUUCGCCCUGAUUGCUGAAACACUUUCAGCUCCUUCCUCCGGAGCUGUCUGCGCCUCCCUCGGAUUUUGGGGAGGUUUUUUCUUUUCUUUUCUUUUUUCUUUACCAUUCCCUGUCUGGAUGUUUAUGGAUGACAGUUCCGUUCCACCCCACGUCCACAUGACUGAACCAGGGUGCAAACGGAGACGUCUCUCCCCACUCGGGAAGACCCACGGCUAAAGUUUGAGGGGGUGCUUUUGCGCGUCCGGCCGCGCGCUGGAUUUGCAGCCAACAAUAAAUUGCUUCACAAAGCGGAUAUCGUCUCUGUCCCCCCACCGUGGGAGUCAUUUGGAUUUAUAGUGCUCCUGGAUUUCAGGCUGGUCUAAAUCAUGAGGACCGUCGUUGUUAAUGGGGGGCGACUCCUUUUUCUGGUGAUGUGGCUGAAUCUUCUGACUCAAGCUGAAAGCUGUCCUGCCAAGUGUGUGUGUUACAGUGAGCCCAGACUCACUGUGGCUUGCCAACAACAAGGACUGUUUUCCAUCCCGACUGAUAUCCCUGUACGGAGCCAACGAAUAUUCCUCCAGAGCAACAAGCUGACAGUGGUGAGGUCCACCAGUUUCAGUUUGUGCCAUAACCUCACUGUUCUCUGGCUCUACUCCAACAACAUCAGCUACAUUGAGGCCGGGGCCUUUAUUGGCCUGGAGAAACUGGAGGAACUGGACAUUGGAGACAACAGCAAUCUCCGCACCAUCAGCCCGACAGCCUUCCGGGGCUUAACUAAACUGCACACCCUCCAUCUGCACAGAUGCGGCCUGUCAGAACUUCCUGAAGGAGUUUUCCGAGGAAUGUUUUCUCUGCAGUACCUUUACCUGCAGGACAACAUCAUUCUGACUCUGCACGAUGACACAUUCCUAGACCUUGCCAAUCUCACCUAUCUGUACCUCCACAAUAACAAAAUCAAGAUAGUGACAAACAACAUGUUUCGGGGCUUAGUCAACCUGGACCGGCUGCUCCUGCACCAAAACCAUGUCAUUUAUGUGCAGCCACAAGCUUUUGGUGAUCUAAAAAAUCUGAAGUCCUUGUUCUUGUUCUUCAACAACCUUACAGUCCUGACAGGAGAGACUAUGAGCCCUUUGGUUUCCCUCCAGUACUUGCGGUUGAACGGGAAUCGCUGGAUCUGCGACUGCCGGGCAAGGACAUUAUGGGAGUGGUUCAAACGUUUCAAAGGUUCCAGCUCUGAUUUGGAAUGCUACCUUCCCGAGUCUUUGGCUGGAGAGGACCUGAAGCGACUGAAAAGGGACAGCUUGGAAGGGUGUGUGGAAAUGUCACAAAUCCAAACAAACCUCUUCAUUUCUGAGCCACAGUUGGGCAAUUUCCUCUCUACUGAAAGCCCUUUGGAAGAUACCAUUCCCUCAUGUUGUCUUGGAGAUAGUGAUAAGUCCUCUAUUGUUUCUGGAAAGAGUCGCCAAAUUACUAACAACCCUCAUAAGGAAAAGGAGAACAUGUCCAAGACCAAGUACAAGCAACAGGAAAGAACGAAAAACGAGACCCAAAACAAGCAGAAUGAUGGGCCGCUGGGAACCUUGUCUAACUCUCUGGACAAGUCAUUGGAAGACCUAACCCCGGAAUUUAUAGAUAAUCCAGAGUCGUCUACAGCAUCAAACAAAAAGAAAAAGAAAUGUUCCAAAAAGCCCAAAUCAGACACCCACUGCAUCAGAAGCCAGGGCUCAAAUUCACAGAUGCUGUUGUUCCUCAUCAUUCCCAUGACCUGGAUAUCUCUAACCAUGUCUUAAGGGCCGCCAUCCAGCCACUCUGCACACAGGACUCAAGAAUGUCGAUGCUAAUGACAAUGAUACGGAAGAUGCAGUGACAUUUCCAACAGGCAGUGACUGAGAAGGGAGGAGUCACACUGACCCAGCAUUGCUGGAGACAAACAGUGAUGGAGACGUAAGAGUACAUUAAACAAAAUGGAUGCCUUUACAGAACACUACAGAUCUUGUGUAAAUAAUGACUUGGUGCCCAAAAUUGUUUGUUCUCUAUGUACUCAACUGUACUCUGUCUGAGCUACACUUUGAAAAUUCCUACCUUUUCCCUCUCAAAAGCUUUGAUAGCUUAGACAGACCACUGGAGGACAAAACAACAAUAAAAAGAAUAAUAAAAAAAGGAAGGAAAUGAGCGUCAGAAUGCACACAAAGAAUGUUAGGUCUGUUUAAUAUAGAAAAAAAAUCCCCUUAUCAUUUAUUCAGUCAUACAUUUGUUGGGUAAUGUUUUUUUAUGUUUAUAAGAAGAUGUUUUACCUCCAAAAGUUUUAGUUUUGUUUUCAUGAAAGAAAUGAUAUGUGGGCUGCAUUUUCUAAAACAAUGCAGCCCAUUUGUUCAUGGAGACUGCAAUGGAACUAUAGAUAUGCAUUUUAUUUUGUUUGUGUAAAAGUAUGGAUAUAUUAUGAAUAAAAGUUUUUAUUUCAUACAUCC
Oryzias latipes (Japanese medaka) is the source of this 2660-nucleotide messenger RNA. RefSeq names its product reticulon 4 receptor (gene rtn4r). The record is from RefSeq and is a predicted model, not a curated record. Gene Ontology annotation, cellular component: plasma membrane; external side of plasma membrane. NCBI's taxonomy places the organism in Eukaryota, Metazoa, Chordata, Actinopteri, Beloniformes, Adrianichthyidae. Gene Ontology annotation, biological process: positive regulation of Rho protein signal transduction. Gene Ontology annotation, molecular function: ganglioside GT1b binding; protein binding; ganglioside GM1 binding.